AAAAGGCCACUGUGUUCACGCACAAUUAUUAUCCUACAGUUCUUUCCAAUUUCAACCAUGUCAAACUACCCCAACCAGCCCCCUUCCGGCUACCCCUACGGCGCGCCGCCGACUUCCCAAUCGUAUCCCUCCGCCCCGUACGGCGCCCCUCCGACCUCCCAGUCGUAUCCCUCCGCUCCUUACGGAGCUCCUCAGCCAGGUGCUCCACAAUAUCCCCACCAACCCUCGCCGUACGCCCCUGCCGGCUCCCCGUACUCGGCUCCGCAGCAACAUGGCGGCCCGCCGCCUCACCAGCCUUACGGCGCCCCGCCGCCGCACCAGCCUUACGGCGGCUAUCCACCGUCCGCCCCGUACGGAAGCCCCUUCGGCGCCCCUGUGGCCUCCGAUUUUCCACCCGGUACUGAUCCGACCGUGAUCGCGCAAUUUCAGGCGGCCGAUCGGGAUAGAAGUGGAUUUAUUGACGAUAAGGAGCUUCAGGCUUUGUUGUCGGGGUAUAAUCAGUCCUUCGGAAUGAGGACUGUUCAUCUGCUUAUGUAUAACUUCACCAACAGCAAUGUCAGAAAGAUAGGUCCAAAGGAAUUUACUCAAGUAUAUUACAGUCUUCAGAAUUGGGGGGGAAUAUUCGAGAGAUUCGAUAGGGACAGAAGUAACAAGAUAGAUGCAACAGAAUUAAGAGAUGCUCUCCUUAGUCUUGGAUUUUCAGUUUCGCCUAUGGUUCUUGAUUUACUGGUAUCCAAGUUCGAUAAAAACGGCGGCAAAAACAAGGCCAUUGAAUACGACAAUUUCAUUGAGUGCUGUCUCACUGUUAAGGGACUGACUGAAAAAUUCAAAGAAAAGGAUACCCAAAUGACUGGCUCGGCAAAUUUCAACUAUGAAUCGUUCAUGUUAACCGUCUUGCCUUUCAUCAUUGCUUAGGACAAUGUAGCGUAAUUUGUGACUUCCGACGUUGUUGUUUUCUUUUUGUACUGAUUUGCUCUGCUUUCUUGUGGAAUUUCCAUGUAUGAAUUUUCUUCGUUUUUGCUGAAUUUUUUUUUUCUCUAUGUGGUGUAAUCCAAUAUUACUCGAUUUUCUUUCGCCUC
This is a messenger RNA of Erythranthe guttata (spotted monkey flower), 1079 nucleotides long. RefSeq names its product calcium-binding protein CBP. The record is from RefSeq and is a predicted model, not a curated record. NCBI's taxonomy places the organism in Eukaryota, Viridiplantae, Streptophyta, Magnoliopsida, Lamiales, Phrymaceae. Gene Ontology annotation, molecular function: calcium ion binding.